AUGGCCGAGGCUUCAUCUUCAAAUGACCUUAAGCAGAUCCUAGAGCUCAUGCAGAAACGUGAACGGGAGCAUGCUGCAGAGAUGCAUGAGCUUCGUAAUGCCAUUGAGGAUUUGAAUGAGAAUAUGGCACAUGGAGGAGCGAACUCACGUUAUGUUCAUGGACCGUUUCAGGUCAGAAAUGUUAAGCUUGAUUUUCCACGUUUUGAUGGUUCAGAUGUGCUACAAUGGAUUUUUAAAGCGGAGCAAUUCUUCGACUAUUAUGAUACUCCGGAUGAACAUCGGUUGACCAUAGCAUCAAUUCAUUUCGAGAAAGAAGUGGUGUCGUGGUAUCAAAUGAUGCAAAGAAAUAAUCCCAUUGUUUCAUGGAACACCUUGGUCCGUUCAUUAGAGUUGGAAUUUGGCCCUUCACCCUUUGAAUCACCUAGAUCUACCUUGUUUAAACUCACCCAAUCCACAUCUGUUAAUGAAUAUUAUGUGCAGUUUACAACUCUUGCUAAUAGGAUUUAUGGUGUUAGCAAUGAAGCCCUUCUAGAUUGCUUCAUCAGUGGGUUGAAAACCGACAUUCGUAGAGAGGUGAUAGCUCAAGCACCAAACACAAUCCUUAAAGCCAUUUCCCUAGCCCGACUGUUUGAAGAGAAAUACACCUUCAAACCACGACCAUACAACCCAAACACUUCCAGAAAUGCCACCCAAAACACAUCACCUACUACUACCCAAUCUUAUAACAAUCCACCACAACAACCCAUUCUUCCUACCCCGAACCAAAGGCCUUUUCCCCAAAACUUCCGUCCCAAUAAUAUUAAACGCCUGUCACCAGCAGAAAUGCAAUCACGUAGGGAAAAAGGACUGUGUUAUACAUGCGAUGAGAGGUUCACGGCAAACCAUAAGUGUCCAAAUCGCCAAUAUACAUUUUUACAAGUUGAAUAUGAUGAUGAGGAGCAGACUGAUACGGAAAUUCUUGCAUUAGAACAGAACUUGGAACACCAUCUCUCUCUUAAUGCUUUAAAGGGUGUUACCGGUGUGGGAACUAUGCGCUUUCACGGGUCAUUACAAGGCCUGACUAUUCAGAUAUUGUUGGAUAGUGGGAGUUCUGAUAAUUUCUUGCAACCACGAAUUGCUCAUUGCCUCAAGCUGUCGGUGGAGGAUAUGUCAUCGUUGCAGGUCCUGGUAGGCAAUGGAAAUGCCAUGUCUACCGAAGGGGUUAUUAAAGAAGUCCAGGUUAAGGUGCAAGGCCAUACACUUAAACUUCCAGUGUACCUAUUACCAGUUUCUGGUGCUGAUAUGAUAUUAGGUGCUGCUUGGUUGGCUACUAUCGGACCACACAUUGCAGACUAUCGUUCACUCUCCUUAAAGUUUUAUUCGGACAAACAACUCAUUACAUUGCAAGGUGAGCCACCAACUCUGCCAAAACCAGCAGAGUUGCAUCAGAUGACUAGAUUAUGCAAAACUGAUGCCAUUGCAGAACUGUUUACAUUACAAUUAACUCAACCUCUAACUCUAGAGGAUGAUGUCUUGGUUAUCCUAGAGUAUAUUGACCCUGACAUUGCACUUCUACUUCACACAUACAACAUGAUAUUUGCAAAACCGAAGGGCCUUCCCCCAAAUAGAUCUCAAAACCACUACAUUCCUCUCUUGCCGGAUGUGAAUGCUGUGAGAGUGAGGCCAUACAAAUAUCCUCACAGUCAGAAACAACAAAUUGAGAAUAUGGUGCAACAAAUGUUGGACGAAGGCAUUAUUACCCANGGAUUGAACCCACAUCCAGUUAGUUCUAGUCAACACUUCUACUAUCAAACCAACUCAUCACAUAGAUAA
Molecule: messenger RNA, 1812 nt
Organism: Vigna umbellata (rice bean)
Lineage: Eukaryota; Viridiplantae; Streptophyta; Magnoliopsida; Fabales; Fabaceae
Source: RefSeq, a predicted model, not a curated record